Molecule: messenger RNA, 429 nt
Organism: Aspergillus alliaceus
Lineage: Eukaryota; Fungi; Ascomycota; Eurotiomycetes; Eurotiales; Aspergillaceae
Exons: 2
Coding region: 1-429 (142 amino acids)
Source: RefSeq, a predicted model, not a curated record
AUGACCAAGCACAACUUGCCAGUGCCUCAAAGGGCUUGGGCUACUUUGGUUUCUGAUCCUGCGGACGAGUUGAAAAAGACUGCCUUUAGGCCCUCGGAUGAAAUAAGCCCGGGCUUCGCGGUCAACACAUUGAUCGGUAACGAUGCCGCGCUGGCCAAAAUUACAAGGCGUAUCAACAGACAUUUCUCUCCGGCGGAGGAAUUCCGACUAAAGGAUGUGAUCUGUGGCAGUGGGGUAAUUCCAUUACUGCAUACCUUGAUGUAUACGCUUCUCGAUGAGUAUUAUGGUGUCAAUCUUCCUAUUCCAGGUUAUACGUGGCUGUCUCAUGCUAUCGAGAAGCAAAAUUUAGUACACGGUGCCUUUGCCGACACAGAACAACUACCUGAUCAGUUCAGCUCAACAUGUCUCGCCUCACAACCCUCUAGGUAG